Molecule: messenger RNA, 916 nt
Organism: Paramecium pentaurelia
Lineage: Eukaryota; Ciliophora; Oligohymenophorea; Peniculida; Parameciidae
Source: the annotation of a GenBank genome assembly
AAUGCAAGACAAUAUAGGAACAAGAGUUUUUGGGAAAAAUCUUGAAAAUUAAGCAGACAAGGCAUCUAAGAAUCUUAAAAGUAAAAAAGAUACAACACUUGAUGAAUUGGGAGGGAAGGAAAAUAUAAUAAAUGAUGCAAUUUGGACAAAGGAGGGUUUGAAUAAAUUAGACUCACCUUAACUUGUUAACUUGUAUUAACAAGAAAUAUAUGAAUUUUUAUAUGAAAAAGAAAAAAGUAUGGGAGAACCUAAUUUUCAAAUGUCUUCCACAAAAAUUAAUGAUACUAUGAGAGCCACAACAGUAUAUUAUUAUAUUAAAUAUAGGUUAGAUACAUUGUAAAACUAAUUAGAUGUUUUAAUUUAAAACCUGAAACACUCUUUUAGACUGUUGAUUUAAUGGAUUAAACAAUCCCGCUCCUAAAUCCUGAAAUAGGGGAAUUAGAGCUUGUUUCAUUAACAUGUCUAUUUAUUGCAUCUAAGUACGAGGAAAUAUAUCCACCUCCUUUAGCAGCUUUGCUAAGAGCUACAGAUAUUAAAGCCAAAGAUGUUAUUGAGAUGGAAAAAGAAAUACUUAAUAAAUUAAAUUUCAAUGUCAUCAGUGAUAACACUUUGGUAUGGUUACAAUUAAUAGGAGAAAUCUUAGGAUACAAUUGUAAAUACACUGAAUAAAUAAAGCAAAGAUGUAUGUAAGUUUAAUUCCCAUUUUAUUAGGAGUUUAGCUGAAACAAGCUUAACUUCUUCAUUAUUUUUGAAUCACAAAAAAUCAGUAAUUGCUUUGAACAUAUUUAUGGCUGUUGAAAUGAAUUUAGGUAGUCAAAAAACAUAAUUUAAAUGGGAAAGACUAACUUAACAUUAGAAACCAAGCAAUGAAUCAAAAACACUCAAAUUACUGACUUAUAUUUUGAAAAUCAAAUGA